AUGGGGUUUUCUCGCUCAUUUUCUUGUAGUGUUAUGGGAGCCCUAAUAUUGGGUUGCCUUCUCCUUCAAGCAUCAACUUCUAAUGCUCAGCUGAGGCCUGACUUCUAUUUCAGAACAUGCCCGGGUGUUUUCCUUAUCGUUGGGAAAGUCAUCGUCGAAGAAUUGGGAAGUGAUCCUCGUAUUGCUGCUAGCCUCCUUCGCCUCCAUUUCCAUGACUGUUUUGUUAACGGCUGUGAUGCAUCGCUCCUACUCGACAAUUCCACGACAUUCAGGACCGAGAAAGAUGCUCUUCCGAACGCAAACUCGGUAAGAGGGUUUGAUGUGGUAGAUAGAAUGAAAUCUGAGAUUGAGGAAGCUUGUCCAGAGACAGUGUCUUGUGCAGAUAUUCUCGCCAUCGCUGCUCAAAUAUCAGUGCUUUUGUCGGGUGGUCCAUGGUGGCCGGUUUCAUUGGGGAGGAGAGAUGGUUUCGAGGCUUUCUUUGAUCUGUCUAAUACAGCUCUUCCUUCUCCAUUUGCCACUCUUGCUGAACUUAAAACAGUUUUUAGUGACGCUGGUCUUAACCGCACCUCAGAUCUAGUUGCUCUUUCUGGUGCUCACACAUUUGGAAGAGCACAAUGUAUAGUUAUCACACCUCGUCUCUACAACUUCAACGGUACCAAUAAACCAGACCCGAGUAUAAACCCAACUUACCUCACCCAACUCCGUAAACUGUGCCCUGAAAACGGGAACCCAACCGUUCUGGCCAACUUUGACCUAGCGUCUCCAAAUAGAUUCGAUAGUCAAUACUACACCAAUCUUCGUCAAGGGAAAGGUGUAAUUCAGAGCGAUCAAGAACUGUUCUCAACUCCAGGAGCCGACACGAUUCCACUAGUGGAACUAUACAGCAGAAACACGUUCGAGUUCUUUAGGGCAUUCGCUAAAUCAAUGGUUCGAAUGGGAAGACUUAAACCUUUGACUGGAACUCAAGGCGAGGUAAGACUUAAUUGUAGGGUUGUGAACUCGAGAACUAGCGGUGUGGAGACUGAGGAGGGUGGAGUUGUGAGCUCGAUUUGAUUAUGUCAAGGAUAUGGAUUUGUAAGGAAGUAUACAAUGUGUGG
Molecule: messenger RNA, 1097 nt
Organism: Eruca vesicaria subsp. sativa (arugula)
Lineage: Eukaryota; Viridiplantae; Streptophyta; Magnoliopsida; Brassicales; Brassicaceae
Source: the annotation of a GenBank genome assembly